AUGUCUGUGUGUACAACAAACAUAUACUGCAACAAAAUAAAUCACAUUAAGAGAAGAAUCUCUGCUCCUGUGCCCCCAUUCAAAAUUGGAAAGCCAGCACUCAUAUAUCAAAAAAAGACAGCUGAAGCAAUCUUAUGCACUCUGUUUAAGUGCUCUGUUAUGGCAAUGAUGUAUCAUAAGCACAUUACAGUCAAUGCCAACAAUAUAAAGCUUGUUCUUGACAUUAGUGCCAAAAUUAGAUCAAACUCUUUCAGCUCAAUUGAUGUAUCUGAUCAUCCCAUCUCUGCUACUACCAUCUGCUGCCUGUGUGCUGCUCCUGCCCCACCAACUACCACUGCCACCACUCCACCACCACCACUACUGCCCACCACUGCCUUUCUGCCUCCCUCCAGCACCAUCAGGGUCUCUGCUCAUCAAAUGGCAGGUAUUAGAGCUCCUGUCUGGUUCACAAAGCUGGUUCUGGAGGAGCAGGAGAAGAAGAAGAAGAAGAAGAAGAAGUGA
Coccidioides immitis RS is the source of this 501-nucleotide messenger RNA. RefSeq lists its product as uncharacterized. NCBI's taxonomy places the organism in Eukaryota, Fungi, Ascomycota, Eurotiomycetes, Onygenales, Onygenaceae. The coding region runs from base 1 to 501 and encodes 166 amino acids. Gene Ontology annotation, molecular function: protein heterodimerization activity. The record is from RefSeq and is a predicted model, not a curated record. The transcript has 4 exons.